AUGACAUACCGCCCUACUCACUCCGCCGCGCCAUUUAACGCCGGGUACUCAGGGGACAUGACAAACUGGUCUCUUCAGCUCUCAACAGCCACGCCAAACAGGUCAGAACGCGGCACCACCGGCACCGGUGGACACGACACUCCGGAGCUGGCGACCUUCUACAUCCAGAGCUUAUUGCAUCGUUCAGGGCAACUCUUCCACGUCAACAAACCCGCCGACAUCCCCAGCACACCGCCUGUGACGAUCAGAAGGCCCAAGCUCCCAGAGACCCGGCAGCUCACGAUGUACAGGUUUACGCCCUGCAUCUUUUCGUCGUGGGUUGCAGGAAGUGCCCUGAUGGCUUACGCUGCGAACUCUGUGUGGCAACGGGGGUUGAAGAGGUAUGCCAUCCAAGCAGGCCGCCGAUGCCCACUGCACCAAGACCCAACACUCACGAACCCCAUUGGCAGCCGGCCGGAAGAUUUUCUCGCCACGGAUGUACAGAAGCAGGUGUGUGACGAGGUGCUCGCGCGCUCUUUCGCCUGUAAUUGGGACCAUGUCCCAGCCCCUGCGGUGGAAGAGGAAGGGUCACCCGCGGGUGCCGGCCAACCUGCGCCGUCUGCUCCUUUCGAUCUUGACGGCGCCGGCGCCGAAGCUACAGCAUCUCCUGUACUUGCUGGCAUCUCUGCGCCUGGAGUGACUACGGCUUCUGCCACACAUGGCUUCGACCGGGAGUCUACGCCGCAGACGAUGCAGGACGUGGAGAUGUUGGAGACCGUACGGGAGGAGGAUGAAGGUAAAGAUAAUGACCGGCCUCAGGGCGAAGGGGAAGGGCUGGUGCUCACCUCCAACGCACCAUCCAUGAAGCCCUAUGCUCGGUAUCACUCUGGACUCGACGGCAACAUGUCUCCGACAGCUCACCGGUAG
Exophiala aquamarina CBS 119918 is the source of this 906-nucleotide messenger RNA. RefSeq lists its product as uncharacterized. The coding region runs from base 1 to 906 and encodes 301 amino acids. The transcript has 3 exons. Lineage: Eukaryota; Fungi; Ascomycota; Eurotiomycetes; Chaetothyriales; Herpotrichiellaceae. The record is from RefSeq and is a predicted model, not a curated record.